AUGGCAGAGAAAAAAUAUCUAAUGGUGGCAUCUCUGCAAAUAGGAAGAACUUACAGCAAUUAUGCCUUUUCGACGCGACAUGAUUUUAUGGAUGAUCCAUUGAAAAUUCACAUCAACCCUGUUUGGAAUUCAGGUUCAAGUCGACAUCAGUCAAUCAGUACUCCAACAUGUCUGCUUCUUGAUAAAGACAAGGAGUUCUUAGCUUUCGGUUACGAUGCAGAAAAUCGGUUUGCAGAAGUUAUGGAGGAUGGUGAAAUAGAUGACCAUUACUUUUUUCAGCGUUUUACAACGUUACUUCACAUUAACGAGGAUGUUACUGAUGACAUGAUUAUUAAAGAUGUGACUGGAAAAACUCUUCCCGCCUCCGAAGUAUUUAAAUUGUCUAUCAAAUACUUAGCGAGUCAUCUAAUACAGACGUUGGAUAAGCGUUGCGAAGGUGUCCGUCAUGACGAUUUGCAAUGGGUUUUGGCAGUGCCUUCAUCUUGGACAGAAACUGCCAAACAUAUCAUGAAAUUAAGUGCAGAAAGGGCAGGCAUUCAAUCUGAUAACUUAGUGAUGGUACCCGAAAGCGACUCUGCAUUUGUUUACGGUCACUCUUUGUGGCUACAAGACAGCGAAAACUAUACACAAGACAAUGGAGAUUAUAUGGUUGUUGAUCUUGGAGGUAACUGUAAUGAACAAAAUGAUAUAUAA
This is a messenger RNA of Mytilus trossulus (common blue mussel), 693 nucleotides long. Its product is annotated as heat shock 70 kDa protein 12B-like. The coding region runs from base 1 to 693 and encodes 230 amino acids. The record is from RefSeq and is a predicted model, not a curated record. NCBI's taxonomy places the organism in Eukaryota, Metazoa, Mollusca, Bivalvia, Mytilida, Mytilidae. The transcript has 3 exons.